AUUGUCAGCACUGAAAUUUGACAGCUGUCAAAAAAAAUUCGGCAGCUGGACUGCGGCUAACUUCAGUUUUCUUUCUUUUUGACGUGCUCUUUUAGAAAAAGUGCUCAAACAUGACCAUUCGUCCAGCAUACAGGCCCAAGAUUGUUAAGAAGCGCACCAAGCACUUCAUCCGCCAUCAAUCGGAUCGUUAUGCCAAAUUGUCGCACAAAUGGCGCAAACCAAAAGGUAUUGACAACAGAGUACGUCGUCGCUUCAAGGGUCAAUACUUGAUGCCCAACAUUGGUUACGGUUCCAACAAACGUACCCGCCAUAUGCUCCCAACCGGUUUCAAGAAGUUCCUCGUCCACAACGUUAAGGAACUCGAAGUUUUGAUGAUGCAAAACCGUGUAUACUGCGGCGAAAUCGCUCACGGUGUCUCCUCCAAGAAGCGCAAGGAAAUUGUUGAACGUGCCAAGCAAUUGUCCAUCCGUUUGACAAAUCCCAACGGUCGUGUUCGCUCUCAAGAAAACGAAUAAACGUUUCAGUUUAUUGCAAAUAAUUUUUCUAAUUUUAAAUUUGGAUCUGAAUAUAGACAUUUAGAUAUGAAAAAAUAA
Molecule: messenger RNA, 593 nt
Organism: Musca vetustissima
Lineage: Eukaryota; Metazoa; Arthropoda; Insecta; Diptera; Muscidae
Gene: RpL32
Product: large ribosomal subunit protein eL32
Exons: 3
Coding region: 111-515 (134 amino acids)
Biological process (GO): translation
Cellular component (GO): cytosolic large ribosomal subunit; ribosome
Molecular function (GO): structural constituent of ribosome
Source: RefSeq, a predicted model, not a curated record